UAAGAGAAAACAUAAGUUUACCCAAUUCAAGUUGUCUAGUAUCGGAAAGUUUUAGUAGCUCUAAUUCUUUGAAAAUAGGGUCUGAAUGAGAAUCGAAAGUUGAUUUAGAAAUAAUUCUGAUAACUCGCUUUUGCAAAGAGACAAGACGGCGAAGAUUGGUUUUGUACCUAGAUCCCCAGACAAUAAUACAACAAUGAAGAUAAGGAUAAACUAAGCAAUAAUAAAGAGUUUUUAGAUAGGGUUUAGGUAGAAAAAAUCUUGCUCUAUUAAUGACACCUAUUGAUUUCGAGAUUUUACGAGCUACUUGAGAAAUGUGCGGUUUCCAAGACAUGUUCAUCAAGGACUACACCGAGGAAGACCGUUUCCUUAACCUGUUCGAUUCUCUGUUUAUUUAUGCAUAUUUGCAUUGGAAAAUGAUACCUUUUGUGUCUAGGCUUAAAUAACAUAAAGUUUGUUUUCUUCAGGUUUAAGGAGUGAAAUCCCCUGUGCUGUGAUAAGGCGUCUCAAUGAAACAAGUUAACACAGGACGUAUUCAGGUUACUCUGCAUUACAGAACUUUUGUGCUAAACACUGAACGAGCUAAUUGCUUAUCAAUUACUCAUUCCGCCCAAACAAACUUGGUAUAUAAAGCUUAAAUUUUCUGAUUUCCUCUACGUCAUAAAGUAAACUUUGCCGGGAUAAGAACACUCAAACAAGGAACAACAACAAAAUUCUAAAUAUUUUAUUGUUUUUGUUUUCAUUAUUACUACUUGGUGCACUAAACGAAGAUGAUCCAAAUUCUUAUUCUCCUUUUGACACAGUACGCAUUAAAUCUUAAAAUGAGGUUAAAAACAAUUCUUAGAAAAGAGGGAAACAUGAGAGGCUUAGGCCGUUUCAGAAAUUCACAGCAGGCAUUUGUCCAAGGCGUUUUUUAAAACUCUCACUCGGUCUGAUUUGCCGUCCUUGCGGUUAGGCGUACGACAAUCUGCGGUAAGAUGGUUGACUGCACAUCCAGUCAUAAGUAAUUCGAUGUUACGUUUUCGAUUUCCGCUAAAAAAAUUUUCUCUAAAGAGACCUCCGUUUAGAACAGCGGGAUCAGAAAACAUUUUGAUCUGAGGUUUUAUUGGGCUAUAUAAAUUCUUAGAAAAGUUGACAUACUGACAUUUAAUUCCUCGGCACACCAACUACUUUUGCUUCACUUUAAUCAUCACACGCUAGAGACAAGUUUUGAGUUUAUGUCUUAUCGUAAUUUUUUCAGAAUAAGGAGGAGUCAUCAUGGCCGGACAAGUCGCUGCUGCACAGGUUGGAGUCGAGGUUCUUAACAAGGCGCUUGAAAUUGGCUCGAAUGGUUAGUGCAUGAGAGUGUUAUUUUUCAGAGUCUUCACAGCCAAUAAUAUCGUGGUCUUUAACAUCAUGAUCAGACGACCAAGAACUUUGAGACUGAAAAUUGAUCAAUCAGGCCAAUAUCUAGAGCUAAAUGCCAUCAACUGACGUGAUGCUACUCAAUUUGGCUCUACUGCACAGGUUGUUCGAGAUUCGAUGUCAACAACAGUUUUUUGUUAAUAUUCCGAGGACUACACUCGCCAGGAUGAUCAUAUUAACUUCACCUAUCUACUUGCAUCUUAACUUGUAGCUAUACUCGCAUAACCUUUCAUAUCUACGUCUUAGCUAGCCCGCGGGGAGCAGACGCUUUUCUCGGCUUUUGUUUGCUCCCCGUAGGCUAAGCUUAAAUAUUCCUGAUUUUUACAUUUCAUUCAAUGUUUCAGCCUUGAACAGCAUUUCCGACCAUUACUUCGAAAACGAGGCAACGAUUGCUUGGUGGAACGAUUGGAAAGCGAGAGACCAAAGAGCUCGAAUCGAGAAAACGUUUAAUCACGGUCGUUUCUCCAGAGAAAAACGCACUUUAGGUAUUUCAUCCUGAUCAUUCUUUUUGUUUCAUUCUUCUAACUGCCGCAGAACCUUGAUUGUUUUCAGUAAACUUGGCCAAGGUGUAAGUCUUAUAAAUUAGAAAAAUUUAUUUCAAGAACUUCUCGAUGUCAAACUGUUUCUCUAAAAUUACAUUCAGAAUUUCUUUUUAACUGAAUUCCAUAACCUCUAACUGUUUACUCAGUAUCGCUUAGACCCUAGUGAAAACAAUAACUAGCAGGUAUUUAGGUACGACAAGAUUCUAAGCCAGAGAUUAAAAGUGGAUUCCCACCUCUAUGAAUGCUUUCACGACCCGACAACUUCUGAACUACCGAAGUCUACCAUCUUGUAAACUUGAGCCUCAAAUACAAGCCAAUUUCUUUCAAUUUCUUUUUUCCGGCAGAAGCGAGGGAUGGAAAGGCUUAAGAUUGACUGUCUUGAAAACACUGACUGACUCAUCUCUUUUACCAAAGACACUGUGAAAUAAAAUGCACUGCCCUUGUGGACCAAUAAUUCGAAAUAUGGUUUAUGAUCUCGUUUUUUAUAUCCAUUUUGGUCCCUUUAACCAAUCUUGGCUAUUCUUAAUUUAGGUUUCGUCAACGGAAGAUGGUACUGUUGCUUCACACAAGCGGGCUUACAGGCCAAAGGGCAACCCCUUGAUAAUUAGAGAAAAGGCCCAUUGGACAGAAGGCAGAACCAGUCCUCAAAAUCGAAGCUUCACAUUAAAGCAGCGGCCAGUCUUAAAAACAUGAAGUUAGAGACACCUGUUACACUGUCGGCUACCCACUUCCAUGUAUACUGAGUAGAAUUAAAAUGCAUACCUUUGGUAAACAGUCG
Porites lobata is the source of this 2721-nucleotide messenger RNA. Lineage: Eukaryota; Metazoa; Cnidaria; Anthozoa; Scleractinia; Poritidae. The record is from the annotation of a GenBank genome assembly.